UCUUAAUAAAUGCCUUUCUGUUGGAAUGAAAGAAAUAGUUUUAGUUAAGACUGAAGCUUGUUCUAAAAAAGAAGGUUCAACGAAUAGGCAACAACUGACAACUUUGAGUUCAACAUACCUUUCGGAAUUGUGCCCUAAAAAUGAUUCAAUAGGUUCAUAUAAUGGACAACUUCUGAUAACUGCUAAAUCAGAAUAUUCUUCUGAAAUCUGCCCUAUAGAAGAUUCAUUCAUACAGCAAUUAAUAAAUAAUGAAAGUUUGGAAGAUCAAAAGGUUGACCUUAUAUGUAUAAUCACUCUAUAG
Molecule: messenger RNA, 301 nt
Organism: Meloidogyne enterolobii
Lineage: Eukaryota; Metazoa; Nematoda; Chromadorea; Rhabditida; Meloidogynidae
Source: the annotation of a GenBank genome assembly